GUUGAGCUCUCGCGUUCGUCGGUUCUGCGUCUGAUAGACUGCCUAGUUUGGCGUUGGAAAUAACUUUGAGCAAACUUCCUUCCUUCCUUGCUUCCCAACGAAAAGAUCCACCCAUCGUAACGCAAAGGUUUGCUCCUUCCGUGCGCGAGUGAGAGUUCGUUUGUACACACAAGGUUUCCCCUCCGUACGCGUCGUCGGUUUGGGUUUUCCUACAUAGCUUGUGCCUUGCGAUUUUUAAAAGUCUCGUUUUCUGUUUGUCCAUCGAAGGGACCAGUGGGAGGCCUUGUGCAUCGGUAAAUUGCGAUCACCAGAUUUCGGUCGUGUACACACAAACGCAAAAAUUUUGACGUUUAGUUAGUCGCGACGUGUUUUCAGCAUCGCCUCGAUAUUGGUGGUGUGUGUCUCGCGACAAUUUCGGAAAACGCGAACAGGAGAAAGUACUCGUACUCCAACAUCCAACAGCAGCAGCCGUGCGGUUGCGCUUCCCCUUUUUGCUCCGGAUAUCUCGGUACUGAGCGCCCGGGGUUGUAUUGAUAGAACGCCGUGUGAGUAACACACGUUGUGCCGCCCCUCGUCCCUCCACCAUCCAAGGCGGUUGGGAGCUUUUUUUUCUGCUUUCGCGGCGACCAGUUGCUGAAAAAUUGGCUAGUUUUUCUUAUUUCGGUGUCGAAACGAUUCUUCAUUCCGCUUCUCCUUGUUCGGUUUCUUUCCCCCCGAAUUGUGCAAGAAAACGCACGAAAGUGCGCGCGCGGUGGUGAUUACUUCAUCCGUUUCGAUUGGUGUUUGACUCUGUGUGUGAGAAAUCACGAAGUGCCUCUGCUCGAUACGCCUCGCGGAUAAGACACAAAUAUCUCCAUACGCAAGAAGAAAGCAGCGCGCAUCGCCUCACCAUCUGUUCGGUGCACUUGUUUGAUUAUUUUUUAUUUUAGAUUGUUAUUCUAACUGCGUUCAAAUUGACCACGGGAUAAAACAAAACAUCACACAAGAUGGCGUUCAUAUUUACAGACGUGUACGAUUGGUACAGAGACCUGAUGGACAAUAAAAGUGAUCCCAGAAUAGCAGACUGGCCGAUGAUGUCCUCACCGCUACCCACACUCGCACUGUGCGUAUUCUACGCAUACUUUAGCAAAUCGCUAGCACCAAAGCUGAUGGAGAAACGAAAACCCUUGGAUCUUAGGAAUUUUCUAGUUGUAUAUAACUUAUUUCAGACUGUCUUCAGUACGUGGAUAUUUUACGAGUAUUUACAAAGUGGAUGGUGGGGCCACUAUAGCUUUAGGUGUCAACCGGUAGACUAUUCCGACAAUCCCCUUGCCUUACGGGUGAGUAUCCCUCGAAAGCGGGGUAAACAGAAACCUCACCAUGUACCACCCACUAAUCCACCUCCAAAACCAUUUUCGCAGAUGGCGCGGACGUGCUGGUGGUACUACAUCUCCAAGUUCACCGAGUUCUUCGACACGCUAUUCUUUAUCUUGCGGAAGAAGUAUCAGCAUGUGUCGACCUUGCACGUUAUUCACCAUGGCUGCAUGCCGUUCUCGGUUUGGAUGGGCAUGAAAUUCGCCCCGGGUGGUCACAGCACAUUCUUCGCCAUGCUGAACUCAUUUGUACAUAUUGUUAUGUAUUUCUACUACAUGGUAGCUGCUCUAGGACCAAAGUACCAGAAGUACAUCUGGUGGAAGAAGUACCUAACCGCUUUCCAAAUGGUGCAAUUCGUGGCUAUCUUCACCCAUCAGUUCCAACUGUUGUUUACCGAAUGCGACUACCCGAAAGGCUUCAUGGUGUGGAUCGGUCUCCACGGCGUCAUGUUUCUGUUCCUGUUUUCGGACUUCUACAAGCAGGCAUACAGCAAACGAAAAUCGGCCAUCGCGAAACGGGCCGCCGACAAGGAAGCGACAUCAUCAACCAAAUACGAUGCCCUGAACCAAAAUGGAAGCAGCAGUAUCCACCACCUCAACGGACAUCAUCUUCAUGUGUACCAGAACGGGAAGCUUUCGAACGGAGAUUUGGUCAACAAUAACCAGGGGGCGUGCAUGCCCCUCCUCGAGGACGAUGAGUCGCUCCACCAGCGCAAAGUGACGGCCAAUCGAGUCUACAUGAACGGUGGUUCGAAGACGACGAAUUCCUACUGCAACGGCAACUCGAACGGCUUCGUCGAAGCCGUCCGGGAAGGAGUCUUCGGUGGGGACGCCCCGCCUGUGGCGGGCGGACCUUCGACUUUGGAUAGCGCGCGGAAGCUGCAAUAACCACUCGUUGCCGACCGUACAAAAAGACGACGACGCCACCAGCACCGACGUCGUCUGGUGUAGUGUGAAAUGGUUAACUUAGUUUCUCCUUCCGCGCUGACAAAUUUUUGACCCUUCUCUGCUUUCCGUUUGACGCAAAAUCGCUUGCGCGCUAUUCUUUUCCGUACCACCCCCUCCCCCACAGCCGGUUCUGUGAAGCUUUGUUGUUUCCGAAAUGUGGGGUGACAAGCAUUGAUGAAGAAGUGCGAAAGUUUAUUCAGCGAAAAAAAAUGAUAGAUGUAACAAUUGUCUAUAUAAUAAGGAAUAAAAGUGUUUGAGCGAAUGAGCGAGAUAGUCACUAUAUUUAGCGGAUGAAUGUGAGAGAAUGCAAGGAGGAUGAAUAGAAUAGAUUUUUUCUCUGUGUAGGAUAUUCGAACAAAUCUAGGGUCAGAUCUGGACGACUGUUGUCUUUUUGGCAUUUAGGAAGUGUUCUCUUUAUUGAAGGGUAGGAUUGUUUGAAAAACAAUUGAAGUCUGCUACCAAGCAACUGUUUUUUAAUCUUUACAGUGUUCUAAACAUAGAAGAGAUAAGAAAAAUCACACAGUUACUAUUUUUGAACAACUCUCACAAACGUAUUUAUUUUUCAACAAAAACAUUUUUGCGUCUCACACGAAAUUUAAAACACAAUGACUCUCGCUUACAGAAGAUUUUUAUUCUAUUGCUAUAGCAAUAAAGUCCCAACUCUUCAAUGUUGCCUUUUUCCAUUUAUGCAUUUCUUUUAUGACGGUUUUGUUUUAAAUUAUCCAACCCUAAGUAGAAGUUUUAUCUGAUUCAAAUACCAAAUGACAGUUCGGACAUAUUCAGCCACACAAACAACAACACUUGCUCAAAUAAUGUAUUAUUUCAUGCUCUUGAUUAUAAUUUAAUGUUUUAAUCCUCUCACCCUGCAUAACACGCUGCGUGAGUUCAGUUGAACCUAAAGCAAAAAAAAAACACUAUCGAGGUGACAGUUUCCAGUAACUUGUAGUCGGCAGAUUAAUAUAGCAUAGGGACGAUCAACUUCGGGACAGGACGGGAAAUAACGAUUAUUUAUCGCAUUUUUUACAAUACACAAGCUUUUUGAAACACCCUUAAUCACCCAACACUAAAUUCUCCAUACUAGAGACUAAAGAGCUCUAGAGAAUCGUUGGUAUUGGAACGGAACGAAUAAAAAUAAUGCUUUGGCAACGACCCACCCGACUCACUCACAAUUUGAAACACACAAACAAAUACACGCACCCUACUACCAAUUGUAAGUAAUGUGUAGACCAUUGAUUUUCGUCAUUGUCGUCGAUUAAGUUAAGUGUUUUAUAUCAUGAUUUUUGAAAGAGACUUUUUGGAAGGAAGCCGAUCUGGAUUCUUCCGGGAGCUCGCCGGAGAGAACGAAGGAUCGAAGGUGUGAAGCUACGCGCAGCCGUAUGAUUUCUUGUUAUCUAGGUUAAAUAGUUAGUGUAAGACUGUGUGCGGCGUCCGCUCGGUAAUGGAGAGGGAGCUUAGGGGCGAACAAACGAAUAAAUGAUAAUGAAACUAACUAUUGUUGUAAAAGAAGCUGGUCCAAAUAAAAGAUUAAGUUUAACUCA
Molecule: messenger RNA, 3838 nt
Organism: Toxorhynchites rutilus septentrionalis
Lineage: Eukaryota; Metazoa; Arthropoda; Insecta; Diptera; Culicidae
Product: elongation of very long chain fatty acids protein AAEL008004
Exons: 8
Coding region: 987-2240 (417 amino acids)
Biological process (GO): fatty acid elongation, monounsaturated fatty acid; sphingolipid biosynthetic process; fatty acid elongation, polyunsaturated fatty acid
Cellular component (GO): endoplasmic reticulum membrane
Molecular function (GO): fatty acid elongase activity
Source: RefSeq, a predicted model, not a curated record